AUGCCGCUGCCAAAGGGAGGCAAGCCUAAUAAAAUAGUCUAUCCUCCAAACUGCAAAGAGGUGUCUGAAGAUAUUGGAAAAGAUGAGCUGGUUCGGAGGCUUAAGAUGCUGGCUCGUGUGUUCCAAGAUAUGGGACAAGAUGAAAAUGAAAAAUAUUCAGAGUUAGCUCUCCAUUUGGCCACCGAGUUCUUCUUUGAUCAUGCUAGUAAAGAUGUCCGUCUUCUUGUGGCAUGCUGUAUUGCUGAUGUCUUCCGUAUAUUUGCACCAGAAGCUCCAUAUAGAGAUCCUGAUCAUCUGAAGGAAAUUUUCAUGUUUUUGGUAAAGCAAUUACGAGGACUUGAAGAUCCAGAAUCUCCUUCUUUUAAACGAUACUUUUAUUUACUUGAGAAUUUGGCUUGGGUAAAAUCAUUCAAUAUAUGUAUUGAACUGGAUGAUAGUCAAGAGAUUUUCUGCAAUUUGUACAAACUUAUGUUUUCCAUUAUCAAUGAAAAACAUUCAGCUAAAGUCCGAACAUUUAUGCUUGAUAUGAUGGUGCCUCUUAUCACUGAAGCUGAUACUGUCUCACAGGAAUUAUUGGAUACAAUUCUUAUAAAUCUCAUUGAACCCUAUAAGUCUCAAAAUAAAUUAGCUUAUAAUUUGGCAAAAGACUUGUUACGGAAAACCAGCUGUGCUGUAGAGCCAUACAUCCAAACUUUCUUUAACAAUCUUUUGAUGAUUGGCAAAACAUCUGAAAGUGAAGUGUCAGACCACCUUUAUGAACUAAUCUAUGAAUUAAACAUGAUAUCAGGUACCAUGCUCUUAGCAGUUUUACCUCAGUUGGAAUUCAAAUUAAAGAGUAGUGAAGAAAUUGAAAGGAAGAAUGUUACUCGUUUACUGGCCAAGAUGUUCUCUGAUCCAGAAUCUGAACUUGCCUCCCAACACCGAGUCCUCUGGAAUUGUUUCCUUGGCAGGUUCAAUGACAUCAGCACUGGGGUUAGAACAGUAUGUGUUCAAUAUGCUCAGCGUUUUAUUUUACAUCAUACUGAUUUGGUCAAAGAUAUCAUUGAGCAAUUGAAAGUUCGCCAACAUGAUCCUGAGGAGACCGUUCGCAUGGAAGUGGUCUCUGCAGUUUUAAAUGCAGCCAAGAAAGAUUUCAAAAUGAUCACGGAUGAACUGUUGGCUUUUAUUAAGGAACGGACUCUGGACAAAAAGUUCAAGAUCCGUCGAGAAGCAUUACUUGGAUUGGCUCAUCUCUAUAAAACUUACAUCAAUCAGGAUCCAGAGAAUAUGGAAAUUGCAAAGCGUUUAAGUUGGGUAAAGGACAAAGUUUUCCAUGCAUAUUACCAACACAGUCCUGAAGACAGAUUAUUAGUGGAACGUAUCUUCAACACUUGUCUGGUGCCAUAUAUACUGCCAACAUCUGAGAGAAUGAAACGACUGCACAACCUUUAUGCAUCUUUGGAUGAACACGCACUGAAGGCAUUUAAUGAAUUACUGAAAUACCAACAUGGAGUCCGAGUCUGUGUCCUGCAAUGGAUUGAUGCCCUAGAACAAAACCUUCAAGGAUGCCCUGCUCCUGUUGUUGCCAAAUUGGUAGCUCUUGCUAGACAAUUGCCAGAACCCAAUAAGGCGCAAGAACAUUUAAAGAAAUUUAACCAUGUUUUAAGAGAAGAUAAACGAAUCCGUCAUUGUCUGAAGGCACUGGUAAGCCCUGACUGUACAUGCCGAAAAGCAGAAGAUGCUGUUAAAGAAAUCUUGAGAAAGGUUGGAAAUCCUGGCCAGCAGACACCUUUCUACAUAGCUGUAAAAUCUCUGCUGGAGCGAAUAGCUCCUGUAAUGAUUGAUGCAGAUGCUAUCAGUGCCUUGGUGAAGUACAACUGUGAUGUGAUUAGUGGCUUGAUCAUUGUUGAUGAUGGAGUUCUUACUGCCGGGGCCAAAGGGCUCAAGUUAUUGUUGGCUUUGUCCAGUGUAUUUCCUCAUUGUUUCAACAGAGAAAGUGUGUUUGAAGAUCUCUUGACAUUCCUAAAACAUGAGGAUGAAAUUAUUUCUGACUUAACACUUCAAGUUUUUGUCAACACUGGUCACAACUUGAAAAAGGAUUGUCCAAACAUACAUUUGAGUCUGUUACCAGUCCUUCUCACCACAGCAAAGAUGGGAAAUAUCCGACAAACAAAGCAUGCAAUCAAAUGCAUUAGUGUUGUGUAUAAGCAAGAGAAGGAAACUAUCUUACAGCAAGUUUUUGAACAUGUAAAAAAAGCAUUAAACCCCGAGUCUGCAAACUAUCUAACAGCAAUUGUUGCCAUGGGGCACAUUGCUGAAAUCUGUCCUGGAGAAUUCAGUUCUGAAAUGAAAAAUGUUGUAUCAAAACUUAUUGUCAAGGAUUUAUUGAUGCAAGAUCGAACUCAAGGUCACCAGGUCCAUGAUAGUUGGUAUGCAGAUCAUCUUGUUUCUGAAGAAACACAAGCAAAGGUUUUAGCCAUGAAAAUGUUAGUCCGGUGGCUAUUGGGGUUACGAAGCAAUGCAGGCAAUUCAGCAACAUCAACCUUACGGCUUCUCUACACUGUGAUAAUUCAUGAGGGAGACCUUAUGGAAAGAGGAAAGAUAAAUAAACCUGAGUUGGCUAGGCUCCGACUGCAGGCUGGCUGUUGUAUGUUGAAGCUUGCAGAAGAACCUUGCUUUGCAGAUCUCAUAACUCGAGAACAAUUUCAGGCAUUAGCUUUGCUAAUUAAUGAUAGUUGUUACCAAGUUCGACUUCGGUUUGCAAUGAAAUUAAACAAGGGAUUGCUUAGUCUUCGCUUACCCCUUGAGUAUAUGAGUAUUUUCUCUUUGGCAGCCAAUGAUCCUGUGAAGGAACGGCGUGGCCAGGUUAAACAGUUUCUUUAUGCAAAUAUUAGCAAACGUCGAGAAUACCUCAAACAGCAUGCAUCUGCUAGCUCCAAAAUAUUUUCCCUGCUCCCAGACUACAUGCUGCCAUACACUAUUCACCUUUUAGCACAUGACCCUGACCUCAAGUCUCCUGACCACAUUCAAGCAUUGAAUAUUAUAAAGGAAUGUUUAUGGUUUGUAAUGGAUCCGUUGAUGAGUCGAAGUGAAGAUUACAACUAUGCCUUCUUCAGAAGGAUGAUUGAAGAUAUUAAGCAGACCAAAGAUGCUCAGGGCCCAGAUGAUGAAGAGACCAAUAAGAAAAUGUAUGCUGUUUGUGACAUUGCUCUUGGUUUGAUGAUGACGAAGGUGUCCAAUGUUGUUCUCAAAGACACUCACAUGGAACCUGUGUUGCCUAUUAAAUUGUUUACUAAACCUGAUCAUAGUUACAGUAAUACCAAGUUAUACCUCCCCAAAGAUUUCAUUUUUGAUACAGGCAAGAAAAAGGUAACAUCCACCACUCUAAUGAAUGCAUCUGAUCGACCAGUUCCUGCCAAACCACCUGUGCCAAUUACAACUACAGAAAUCAUUGUAACGUCUCCAAAACCAGUUGUGAAUCCCAACCCUACUUGCCCUAGAGAGCCAAAAAAGAAAAAAGAGAAAGAAAAUGAAGCCAAGGAAAGUACUUCAACGCAGGAUGAGAAAAAAAAGAAGAAACCUACAGAAGAGUCAUCCAGUGAACAGAAACCCCGUACUGGACGAGGAAUGCGACAGACUUCAGCUGCUGUGAAAAAAAAAGGUGCAUUGGUUAAGAAAGCAACUCUACAAGCAGGCAAGAAGAGUAAAACUCCGAUAAAACUGACAAAAGCAGCUGCAAAGUCACCUAAGCGUGUGGCUGGUAAACAGGCAAAAAUUACAGACUUUCGUUCUCCAAAAAGGCAAACGCCCAAGAACUCUCCUUUGAAGGUAUUGUCACCUACAAAGCAAAUCUUAAAUGGCUCCACAAAGGGUACAAAUCGUCGUGCAGCACAGAGUCGGACGUCCAGCUCAUCAAGCUGUAAAUCCGACAAUGCACGGAAACGAACAGCAGGUUCUCCAGAUGAAAAUAUUCCAGCAAAGAAACGGGCAACAACAAAUGAAAAAGAUUCCAGGUCAGCUAGUCCGAGGACAAGUGAGCCGCCAUCAUCGUCAUCAUCAUCUUCAUCAUCUCCACAGCCGAGACGGAGAGGCCGACCUCCUAAGACAGAAUCCACACUUAUGGACACCCCCUCCACAUCUACUUCUACAAUAACAAAGACACAAGCAUUAGCAAAUAAGAAUGUGAGGAAAGUUGGUGGUGUUACCAAUGGUGAUGAGAAAGAAGAGACUUCUGCUGAGUCUACAUCAUCCAUCCAAUCUGCAGUAAAAGAGGAGGAGGUGGAAGAGGCAGAAAUCAAUCCCUAG
Molecule: messenger RNA, 4284 nt
Organism: Acanthosepion pharaonis
Lineage: Eukaryota; Metazoa; Mollusca; Cephalopoda; Sepiida; Sepiidae
Source: the annotation of a GenBank genome assembly